CUCAAUCAUUCUCGCAUCAUCGAAAAUGAUUCUGGAAACCAUGUCUCUGCAUUCCCACAUUACUCACCUCCAAACCCGCAGCCGCUUAUCCUACUCUCCACGUUUCUACAACCCACUUCGGACCUCUAACAGCUCUGUUCGUUACGACGUUAAGCCCCGAGGUUUGCCGACUUUGGUGGCGAGAAGUGAGGGUGCCGGUAGAUUAGUUCCGGCGUGCAUUGCUGGAAGUAGUAGUGUUGGUUCAUUUGAAGAGGAGGAGUCCGAGGGAGUGGUGGUGGAGGUGGUGGCUGCGAAGAAGGAGGAGCUGGUGGAGCGGAGUCUAUGGAAGCAGGUGAAGGACAUUGUCAUGUUCUCGGGUCCGGCUACAGGGCUGUGGAUUUGUGGGCCGUUGAUGAGUCUCAUCUCCACAGCUGUUAUCGGCCAGGCUAGCUCUACUGAGCUUGCUGCUUUGGGUCCCGGAACAGUUUUUUGUGAUAACAUGAAUCUUUUGUUCAUGUUCCUCUCCAUUGCUACUUCUAACAUGGUCGCCACCGCGCUCGCCAAAAAGGAUAAAAAGGAACUGCAGCAUCAGAUAUCUAUCUUGCUCUUUGUUGGAUUGACUUGUGGAGUUCUGAUGCUCUUGUUUACACAAUUCCUUGGCUCAUGGGCUCUAACAGCUUUUGCUGGGCCCAAGAAUGCUCAUAUUAUACCUGCAGCAAGCAAAUAUGUUCAGAUUCGUGGGUUAGCGUGGCCUGCGAUUCUUUUCGGAUUGGUUGCACAAAGUGCAAGUCUUGGCAUGAAAGAUUCAUUGGGACCUUUAAAGUCUCUGGUGGUUGCUAGUGUUGUGAAUGGCCUUGGUCAUGUUGUCCUAUGCAACUUCUUACACUAUGGUAUUACUGGUGCAGCAUGGGCAACAAUGGCAUCACAGAUUGUUGCAGCUGGUAUGAUGAUUGAAGCUCUGAACAAGAAAGGAUUCAGUGCAUUUUCCAUCUCUGUUCCAUCACCUCGUGAAUGUCUGCAAAUAUUUGGGAUUGCAGGUCCAGUGUUUGUAACAAUGUUCUCAAAGGUGGCCUUCUACUCACUGAUGACUUAUUUUGCUACCGCUAUGGGUAUGAGUGUAGUUGCUGCUCAUCAGGUCAUGAUACAGAUGUACGGGAUGUGCGUGGUAUGGGGUGAGCCUCUUUCUCAAACUGCGCAAUCGUUUAUGCCUGAGUUACUAUAUGGAGUUGACCGAAGUUUGGAGAAGGCCCGAAUGUUGUUAAAGUCACUCAUGAUUAUUGGAGCUGUACUUGGAUUGGCAAUAGGAGCUAUUGGGAUGUCUGUCCCUUGGUUAUUCCCCAAUAUCUUUACAUUUGAUCUUAAAGUCAUACAAGAGAUGCACAAAGUUUUGUUUCUGUUCUUCCUGUCCUUAUCUAUUACGCCCUGUACUCACAGCCUUGAGGGAACAUUGCUGGCUGGACGUGAUCUUACCUUCAUCAGCUUCUCAAUGAGCAGUUGCUUUUCCUUGGGUGCUCUUCUACUGUUGCUUUUGAACAGCAGAGGAUUUGGUUUGACAGGCUGCUGGUUUGCCCUUGUUGGCUUUCAAUGGGCUCGAUUUUUCCUGGCUCUCCGGCGGCUUCUUUCUCCCAAUGGCAUGCUCCAUUCAGAGGAGAUGGGCUCCUAUAAAGUGGGAAAGUUGAAAGCUACUUGAUAUCUGGUUCAUUUCUACAUACUGCUAGUAAAAGAAGAGACUCUGAAGAUGCUGCUUCCAUGGAUUCUGCUGAUGGUUCUUGAAUCGUGAAAUUUAGCAUAUCCGUCCAGCCCUGCUGCCAAAGAUCAGUGUCAUCAUCAUUUUUUAAUGUAAUUUCACACUGUCAGAUAGGUCAAUUAUUAGUAUACGUAAGAAAGUGAUUGAAGACAAAGUAGUUAUCUGCCAUCAGAAGACGUUUUUGUUUUUUCUUUUUUUCUUUGCACAAGUAGUGACAUUCAUAUUGGAAAGGGAUUUGAACUUAGGCGAUGGUGUAAAGGUCAUGAUUGUUGCUAUUUUUCGCUUUAAUCAAGUGAAAGGAGGA
Argentina anserina (silverweed cinquefoil) is the source of this 2030-nucleotide messenger RNA. RefSeq names its product protein DETOXIFICATION 46, chloroplastic-like. Gene Ontology annotation, cellular component: membrane. The record is from RefSeq and is a predicted model, not a curated record. Gene Ontology annotation, molecular function: antiporter activity; xenobiotic transmembrane transporter activity. The transcript is spliced from 14 exons. The coding region runs from base 26 to 1669 and encodes 547 amino acids. NCBI's taxonomy places the organism in Eukaryota, Viridiplantae, Streptophyta, Magnoliopsida, Rosales, Rosaceae. Gene Ontology annotation, biological process: transmembrane transport.